Messenger RNA from Rhincodon typus (whale shark), 4130 nucleotides. RefSeq names its product NGFI-A-binding protein 2-like. The transcript has 6 exons. Gene Ontology annotation, cellular component: nucleus. Lineage: Eukaryota; Metazoa; Chordata; Chondrichthyes; Orectolobiformes; Rhincodontidae. The record is from RefSeq and is a predicted model, not a curated record. Gene Ontology annotation, biological process: negative regulation of DNA-templated transcription. Gene Ontology annotation, molecular function: transcription coregulator activity; transcription factor binding. Bases 359 to 1462 code for a protein of 367 amino acids.
GCGCCACGCCGCCCCCGUCUCCGCCCCCGUCUCCUCCCCCGUACGGACACGCGUCAUUCGCCAACCUCUUUCUCGAGUCGGAGGCGUGAACUGAGCCGGGAAUAUCCAGAACCCUUUCCUGCAUCUGUUCAACAUAAACAAAAAAAAAUCUAUCGCUUGUACGGCAGAUCAGAAAGCACCAACGGGGUGGAAGCAACACAGAGAUCAGGACUUCGCUCACUCCAGUCGGUGGGUGCUCCCAAGGACUAAGAUCCCACAGGAAGUGUCUAACAUCAGCUGAUCUGACCGCCACAGUCCGCAGGACAACUUUAAUCAAGAAGCUUGGCAAAUAUCAAGGUUCAGCAGCGAGUUCCCUGCGAUGUCUUUGCCACGGACCCUUGGUGAGCUCCAACUGUACCGUGUCCUGCAGAAGGCCCAUCUGCUGCCUUAUUAUAAUUCCUUUAUCCAACAGGGAGGGGAUGAUGUGCAGCAGCUCAGUGAGGCAGGAGAGGAGGAGUUCCUGGAAAUCAUGGCCCUGGUUGGCAUGGCGACGAAGCCUCUCCAUGUGCGAAGGCUCCAGAAGGCCUUGCAGGAGUGGGUCGUGAACCCAGUGGUUUUCAACCAGCCUCUGGCCUCUGUUCCGCUCAGUAGCUUCUCUGCGUCAAAACUGAUAAAUUCAUCUUCACGGGAGUCAAAGAAGAGACCGGUCAGCAGCAGCAGCACAGGCGCUGCUCCUGCAAAGCAAGUCAAACAUCGGCAGAGUUUCAUCACUGCAUCAGCAAGGAGCAUCAGCCCCAACUCCCCGUCUGAUGGGAGGAAGAAGUUUUCUGGCGAAGAGUGCCAACCGCCAGAGCCUGACAGCAGCCUCCCAAGGGACGACCCCACAUCUCCCCGAGACAGCCCCACCCAACUGGACCUUGCUACAGCGCAGACGAUUGCAGAGAGCGUCCGGCACAUAAUAAACACCUUCCCCAAAAGUUACCCCGCGGAACUUUUGAAACUGAACAAAAAGUUGGCAAAAUCCGUCGGUCCCAUCUUCCAGGCGGAGGAGGAGGAGGAGGAGGAUAGCAGGAAGUCCAGUGGGCGAUUCGAGUGGAAGCGCGGGAACAGCAGGCAGCUGUCAAAACACAAGUUGACCAACAAUGAGGCGGCUGCUCCGUUUUGCAUGGUGGAUAGCAACUUACUGAUUGGGAGAGUCGAUUUCCUUUCACUGGCUCGACUGGUGGCUCAGAGGCAAGCACGAUUAAACUCAGAUGAAGUCAAUGUGAAGAAUAUGAAACUUGAGAACCACUUAGAAUCUGGCUUGAGGCCAAUGUUGAUACAGAGUCAAACAGAAUUCAUCAAACACCAAGGCAAAGCUUCAGCAGGGUCCAGAUGCAUCAAAGAGGAGGAUACUGAAAGCCUAUCCAGGGAUAUCCUCUCUGGACAAAUGCAGGAAGCAGAGAGUGGGACAUAUCUGAAAACUGUCAUUCGGCCUCUCUAAUAUCGAGAAUAAUAAUAUCGAGAACGUACUGAACACAGUGAAAAAGAGAGCAGGAGGACAGUGAAAUAACUAAACCAAAGGAUGUAAUGAAACCAUAAAAUUAAAGGCUGAAGUAAAUGGAUUUGAAUAUGAUCACAUCAGGAUUUAAUGCUCACCAUUUUCUCAGAUCUCUCAGGGGCCUACUCCAUCUAGCAAGUUUGAAGUUAACUCCUCCACUUAAAUGCAUUUUUUGUCUAAUUCUACUUUUGGAAAAUGACAACUGCAGCCUGUGUUGACACUGCACUGUGGAACGACAGGUAACUCAGAUCAGGUGCUUCUGCAAAUGGGAUCUGGGUCAUUCUACAAGAAUCCUGCUCCAUUCCAACUUCACGUUUAUCCACUACUGUUCUUGUACAAAGACAUUUGAGAUAUAACUGCAUCUUCCACAUCGACAAGCCAGGUCUUUAUACUGUCAACUUUUACAGAGUUUCCCUCUGCUAAUGGCUAGCUGAAAGUGAUUGGAAGGAGAGAGAGUUGGUUCUGGUUUUCAGUAAGUCUGAGGCUAGCAAUAGGGUACUGGAACACCCAACAGAGAUAAUGUUAUAAGUCUGUAUGAUUCACUUCACACUUAGCAGUAUGUUUACUGAGUACUUUGAGGGGGAUUUGAACCUGUGUGUUGUAGGGUAAUUAAUUAACAUUUGAGAACUGAAUUCGUGAUGCAGAGAUUGAACAUUGUGUGGAUGAUGCUGAUAGAUUUGAAGUUACGGUGAGUUGUACAAAAACAACCCUCAAAGGUGGGAGACAUAAAAACUGCAGAUGCUGGAAUCCAAGGUAGGCAAACAGGAGGCUGGAAGCGCACAGCAAGCCAGGCAGCAUCUGGGGGAAAGGAGCAGUCAACAUUUUGGGUAUUACACUACUUCAGGACUGGAGACUCCUGGCCUGCUGUGUUCUUCCAGCCUCCUGUUUGUCUACCUUGAAGGUGGGAGUUGACCUGUUGCUCAGACAAUGGAGUGAAAUAAAAUUAUCACUUGUCUAUCUUAAGUCUCUUGCACAAUGCAAUUACUCAGUGCCCUUGAACAUUGAUUUCAGUUUGCUUUAUGUCUACAAAUAUUCCAGAUCCUUAUUUGAAUUUAUUAAUUUAGUGAAGGAAACAAAUUGAGAUUUUUUGUUUGCCAAUGAUACCAAACUAACAGUGUGGGAAUCAAAAGCUCUAUAACUCAAUCAGUAUUCAAACAAAUAAGCAAAAGCUAUCACAUUCUCCACCUGUUACAACCUCUGCUUUAUCCUAGCUUAUGUUUCUUUUUUAAUUGUGGGGGAAGCUGUAGUUUAUUAAAAUUCAUAAUCACGCUUGCUGAGAGACAAGUGCGACAUUUAUAUUACACUGCAAGUGAUUCCUUAGUGUGUUUCUGUUAGGAGGAGAGAUUCUGACUGUCAGUGACAAAUGAUAAAUAACUGAGCAUGCUCAACUGCAACCGUCUAUUUCUGCAGAGGAGAGGUGGAGGAAUGGUGAUGUGUUGGGAGUGUGCAGGCGAAGAGGUUUGAACAGACCAGCAGGAUAAAAAUUAUGUUGCUGGAUUGUAUUGGAUUAGCUGGGAGCCUGGCUUAUAUCAUGUGGACUUGGUGCUUGAGUUGCACUUGAUUAACUGAUGCCUUGGCCUGCAGGGGUAAGUUGAAAGCUCAGCUUGGCCACAUCUAGGCCAAAUGGUAGCAGGUGCUGUGCGUUUGCUACCACUAGGAUAUUCUAACUCCUAGGUGACAGGAAAGUAUUGAGAAAGUCUGUGCUGCCGAACACACUGGGACAACCAGUGUACUGCUACAUCCAGUUGAAAUAGUAUUUUGCAAAAGUACUUUCUUGCAGGAGAAAGAGGCAUGAGUAUCUAAAUAUAUGUCAACACAUAGGAAUUUUGUAAACAUAUUUUUAUGAAGUCCAUGCACUUCUAAAGCAAGCCACAACAUAGGACAUCCUGAUUCAUACCUGCAAAGAGUCAAGCCAGAUUUUACACUGAGCUACUGCCGUUUCUGGUUUGGAACAAGGGAUCAGGACGCUGCAUAAGGAUCACUGGAUUUAAUUCAGUGUUUGGUUGCAGAGACAACACGGAGAGCACCAAAAUCCUAUCUCCUUCCUGCUGCUAGAUUGUGGGUCCCAGUAUAAAGAUCAACUAUAAUCAACAAUAAAUGGAUGCAACGGACAGCACCAUGCACAGAAACAUUAGCCUGUGGUGAAACACUGCUCUCCACUCUCACUGAGUCACUGCUGCAGUCAGGUAUGGCAGGAGAGGGAAAGCAGAGAGUUGGCUGUACGUGGAGGGAGAUUGCAGUCUGUAGAACUGGUUCAUGAUGUGGUUAAUUUUAUACCUUGUUCUUGCUUCUUAAAAUGCAUUGUUUCAUUGUAGGUAUGAAUUGAUUUAUUUUUAUAACACAAUGUUAAAUAUAACUUGUUUUUACCAUGUACGCAUUCAUUUAAGCUUCAAGAAUGGACAACAGACAGGCCAAAGUCUGCCAAAAGAGAGAACCAUUAUUUUGGUGGUAUUAGUAUUCAGUAGUUUUACUUGGAUGUUCUAAUUUGUUCACAAUCUUACUUUUCCUUUCCAUGUAAUUUGUUUGCUCUGCUUGUAGUUAAAGGUUUUGAUAAUAGUGAGUUGUGACUAAGGCUGGCCAACACAGACCAGCUAGCUGUUGCCAAAGCAGG